AUGUCGGUUGUUGCUCAAAAAAUCAGGCAUCGAAUAUUCCGGCUAGAGACUGGCCAGGAUCCCCCGGAGCCAGAGGUAUCCAACAUCGCCUCGGCACAACAGGAAUCAAAUUCAACCGGGGAUCGUACACCUGACAUAGUGUCUCUUAACUCAAGUGAAAGUACCUCACACCAAAUUGACUCCUCAUAUCUCACAGCGAUUGAACAUCUUGCCUGGGGUCGUAAUUCAGCCGGCUGCUUCCCCCACAGAACCUGCGCGUGUCAGUAUCGCAAAGACGGUCUACAAGCACUAUCAGAUAAAGGUUCUUUUCCAACUGACAUCCCUAGUCUUGAAACGGCCUCGGCCUUUCCAAGAACUGCUGAUGCCCGGAAGCUGAUCAAAUUCCAUUUAUGCCAUCUCAUCUGGCAUCACAACUGCAUUCAUGGCCCAACGUUCCUUGAGCAGUGCGAGUUAUUCUGGGAAACCGGAAAAUUUGACGAUCCUCUCUGGCAAGCCCUCUACUUUUCUGUACUGAGCUCCACCGUUAGUUCAAUUCAAGAUAGUGCGAGGGCAAGAGAUCUUGUCGAUGUCGACCUACAGGCAGUGCAAUCUACUCACCAGCUGUUUUCUGCCAUGGUACAGACUCUAUACAAAUCGCAUUUCCUCGCCAAUUUGUCUGUGUAUUCUGUUCAAGCAAUCGUCAUUUCGACUGAAGUGGCGCAUAAUCUUGGCUUGAGUCAGCUAAAUGCAACAUUAUUCAAUGCAGCUGUCCGCAUUGCUGAGUGUCUGGGAAUCCAUAAGAUCCAAGACCACUCCACGAAGCUUGCUCGGAGCAAAGAAGAAUGGGACGAGAAAGUGGAACAAGAAGUGGGGAAGAGGAUCUGGUGUCAAAUGAUCAUACAAGACCAUUUCGCGAUUCCUUUUACCGACACCUACAGUAUCUCACCAAUGCAUUUCUCGACAGGUCGCCCCAUGAAUGCAAAUGACUAUGACUUGGUGGAUAUGCCGAUUACUAUCCCCACUACAAGCACUUACAUCCGCGUGCUCGUGGAUCUGGCUGAGUUAAUGCCCGGUCUAAUUGAUGGAUUCGGUCCAAUGAAAGCCAGGAAGCCUACGCGAGAACAAUACCAACACAUUUUACAUGUAGAUCAGAGGAUGCGAGGCAUUGUCAAAAACAUACCUCCUUUUCUCCUGCGCGCGGACAAAAUAAAAGAACAACAAAUACCAUGGCUUGCUAUUGCUCGACGAAGUCUGGCUAUCACGGCAGCUGAGAAAAUCAUCAUGAUUCAUCGACCAUUUCUCUUCCGCUCCUUUAACGAUCAGACGUACAGCUACACAAGACGUACAUGUGUUGCAGCUGCAAUGACCAUUUUGCGGGAGCACGAGGUCAUUGUCACAGAGGGAGAUGUCUCCAUAUGGACCCACACUGCGUUUGCGAUCACAGCUGCAGUCAUCAUGUGUUUUGAAGUAAAUGCAACUUCGGAGAAUCAAGUAGCGAUUGCUGAGAGUCACAAGGACGCAAUAGUCGCGGCCCGCGCCCGUCUUUCUGUCCGCGUCAAUGACGUGCUGGCUCAACGAGGUGUGGCGUUGAUCGAUGCAAUUUUUACCGAUUCAGCCUUGGGCUCUACCAGCUCAGGUAACAGAACAACCGACUUCGGAGAGAUACUGGCCAAGUUCUCAACUUUCACAAGAAUGAAUCUGGGCCCUGACACCCCUGACACAUCUGUUGGGCGAUUCUCAAAUUCUGACUCCCAGGAUGUGAUCGGUGCCCAUUUCACCGAGAUGCAGCCCGCUUGGGAUACGGCACAAGAUAUUGAUUUCGAUGCAUGGUUCAGUGAAACAUUCCAUGCUCUACAAGAUCCUCUCCAGUUCUGA
This is a messenger RNA of Penicillium paradoxum, 1854 nucleotides long. Its product is annotated as fungal specific transcription factor domain-containing protein. The coding region runs from base 1 to 1854 and encodes 617 amino acids. The record is from RefSeq and is a predicted model, not a curated record. The transcript has a single exon. NCBI's taxonomy places the organism in Eukaryota, Fungi, Ascomycota, Eurotiomycetes, Eurotiales, Aspergillaceae.